AUGGAUAAUAUGACAAAUUUUGAAACAUACACUCUGAUGGAACCUCUAAAUGCUAAAUCCUACAGGUAUAUUUAUUUCAUGUGCUUUUUCUUUCUUUAUACUCUGAUACUGUUUGUGAACAGUUGGCUUAUCGUUGUUAUUGUCAUAGAAAGACCACUUCAUGAGCCAAUGUACAUUUUCCUGUGUAAUCUGUGUGUAAAUGACAUUUAUGGAUCUUUAGGUUUUUACCCUAAAUUCUUGCAUGAUUUAAUAUUGAAUUCAUAUGUUAUUCCUUCUUACAUGUGUGCUAUUCAGGCUUUUAUUGUUUAUAGUUAUUUAAUGUGUGAAUUUUCUACAUUGGCAGUGAUGGCAUAUGACAGACAUGUGGCCAUUUGUCUACCUUUAGACUAUCAUACAAAGAUGAACAGAUUUUCAUGCAGCAUAUUACUUGUCCUAUGUUGGAUCAUACCAUUUCUCAGUAUGUUUAUUGCUGUCUUCUUAUCAAAUAGAUUGGUACUUUGUAAAAAUCAUAUUGACAAGUUAUAUUGUGACAACUGGUCAAUUGUGAAACUCUCAUGUGGAUCAUCUGUCAUCAAUAACAUUUAUGGAUUUAUUUUUAUUUCUUUAUAUUCUGUACUUGUGAUUGUGAUUAUUGUAUCUUAUCUAAAACUCAUCAUUGCAUGUAAAGCAUCUUUAGAGUGCAGAAGGAAAUUUUUGCAGACAUGUGUUCCUCAUGUCAUUUCAUUGAUAAAUCUCUCUGUAGCAACACUUUUUGAUAACUUUAGUAACAGAUUUGGCUCAGAUGAUGUCCCUGCCAACCUACGAUUUUUUUUAGCUUUAGCGAUGAUUGUAGUGCCACCUAUUUUGAAUCCUGUAAUCUAUGGCUUAAAACUAACAGAGGUUCGCAAAAGAAUCUUAAAAAAAUGCAUGAAUGUAAUAAAAAAUGAACAAGCAUGA
Messenger RNA from Danio aesculapii, 936 nucleotides. Its product is annotated as olfactory receptor 52E8-like. Gene Ontology annotation, biological process: G protein-coupled receptor signaling pathway. Lineage: Eukaryota; Metazoa; Chordata; Actinopteri; Cypriniformes; Danionidae. The transcript has a single exon. The coding region runs from base 1 to 936 and encodes 311 amino acids. Gene Ontology annotation, molecular function: olfactory receptor activity; G protein-coupled receptor activity. Gene Ontology annotation, cellular component: membrane. The record is from RefSeq and is a predicted model, not a curated record.